Molecule: messenger RNA, 1073 nt
Organism: Cryptomeria japonica (Japanese cedar)
Lineage: Eukaryota; Viridiplantae; Streptophyta; Pinopsida; Cupressales; Cupressaceae
Product: ethylene-responsive transcription factor ERF024
Exons: 2
Coding region: 1-852 (283 amino acids)
Biological process (GO): regulation of DNA-templated transcription
Molecular function (GO): DNA binding; DNA-binding transcription factor activity
Source: RefSeq, a predicted model, not a curated record
AUGGAAUGUUCGUGUUUGCAUAAAGUUGAUAAGUUCAAAGUUCAAAGUAGUAACAGUGCCACCGGCGUGGGGUUCGAAUACCGUACAACGCGUUUAUGUGUGGCCUGGCUGGAAUUGGACGACAUGAAAGUUUGUAUAUUUGCACCGUCUUUUAUCAAGGGACUGAACAAGCAAUUUUUCGAUUUCAAGUUCAAUUUCAAGACAUUGUUGAAGCGUAAACGAGUAAUUGAGAACGGUAUGAAUUCGGUGAGUGAGAAAGGAAGGGAGGCCUUGAAGAGAAGAGAAGAGAGAAAGGAGUUGAAGUACAUUGGAGUGCGUCGGCGGAGUUGGGGGAAAUGGGUGUCUGAAAUUCGGGAGCCAAAGAAGAAGAGGAGGAUAUGGCUGGGGUCAUAUGACAAUCCACAAAUGGCCGCUCGGGCUUACGAUGUGGCUGCCCUCUAUUUGAAGGGCAGCUCCGCCAUUCUUAAUUUUCCUCACGCUGUACACACGCUGCCUCGCCCUCUUUCCUCUGCCUCUCGGGACAUUCAGUCAGCUGCUUCUCGGGCUGCCCGAACAUUUGAACCGCACGGACCACUUCUAUUUUCUGCUCUCCCUUCGGAUGGCCAAGUUCAAGCUUUACCAGGUCCUGAAGAAGAAAUUAACACUCAAGUUUGCUCUGAAUUGAGCAAUGUGGAGUUCACAAUGCAUUCAAGUGAGGUGGAUCCCUUGAAGGAUUUGUUGAUGCAGUCGCCCAAUAUGUGGAUGGAUAUGGCGGAGGCACUCCUCCUCACGCCUCCACGCCCAACUUACGAAUUUGAUGAUACUGAUUUACUGGAUCCUCUGUAUUCUAUCUGGACUGACUCGGCCAUCUAAUAAAUUCAUUAUUAUAUUGCCUAGUGAUGGACUGCGCAGGGCAUAAUAAUCGGCCGUGACCUAAUGCAAUCGGUCAGAACAUUGUUAUGUGAAUAGUUUUAGUUGAGUGGCGUAGGAAGGAAAAUACAUACUAUUGUUGGAAAUUUCAUGGCUGUAGUAUACAUUUUAUACAUUUUUAUGGAUUUUUGGAAAUUUCAUGGCUGUAGUAUAUAUUUUGUACA